UGGGACAAACAACUUGUUGGCUGAUCCAGGUGCGGGUGAGUCCAUCCGCUCCCUGUGGCAGCAGGCAUUGCCCUGCAAAGGAGAGGGCAGCACGUGCUGUGUUUCCCAAGCCUGUUGGGCUGUGCCACGUUUGCUUACGCAUGGCUUUAUAAAAAGGAGGUGCAGAAGCUUUCUCUGCUCCUUCCCAGGGUUUGGUUCAGUCUCUCUCCACUGCACAGCCUUGGCUAUGGCUGGCCUGAAUGUCUCCAUUGCUUUUUUUUUCCUGGUUGUUGGGGCGUGCCAGGUGCUCAGGCAGCUUUCCAAGAGGCUUCUGUCUCCUGGAGCAUACAGCUGCCUUGCCAGAGAACUUGCUGGCUCGUUACAGUUGUGCACAAGCUGCCUUGAGCUGAGGAUGCUGUUUGAGAUCAGUCUGUGGGGUGGUGGCUUUGGCCCAGACGUGGUCCUGACUCUGCUCUUCCUCCUCUUCGUGGUUCAUGGUGCCUCUUUUGAUGGAGCAUCCGCCAACCCGACCAUCUCUCUCCAGGAGUUCCUGCUCCUUGAGUCCAACCUCGCCGCAACUGCUGCCAAGCUGCUGGCCCAGGGUGUGGGCAUGGGGAUGGGAUGGGCUGUCACCAAGCUCUACUGGUCCUGGGAGCUGACGCAUUUCCACCUCAUCCAGAACCUGAUAGCAUCAGAGUGCAGCUCCUCCAUCCAUACCUCUCUGCACCAUGCUGCCUUUGUGGAAGGCACUUGCUCUUUCUUUUUCCACCUUGUCCUUCUCAAGUUGUGCCAGAGUCACCUGAUGUACCGGGUCCCUGCCCUGGCAGCGACUGUCACCUUCCUGACCUACACAGCUGUACCGUUCACGGGGGCCUUCUUUAACCCUGCUCUGGCUGCAGCCACCACCUUCCACUGCUCGGGGAGCAGCUUUUGGGACUACAUCCAGGUUUACUGGCUGGGGCCCCUUACAGGGAUGCUCACUGCUCUCUUGCUGUACCAAGGCAACAUCCCACGACUCUUCCAGAAAAACCUCCUUUACAGCCAGAAGAGCAAAUACAAGAUACCCAAGGCAAGGAUGGUGGCGCAGGUAGAGGGUGAUGAACUGCAGCAGAAGAGGAAAGGGGAGAAGAGCAACUCUGAGCCUUGUGCCUGAGCCGUGGACGGAAGCCAAGGAUGUCCCUGCAGCCCCUCUCCUGGGAAUGGGUUUCCUGGCAUGGACGAUUUUGCUGCUCGUCCAGCCCAGCACCCAUCCUGCCCAUUCGGUCACUGCCACAGGGUGAGAUUUUGUUUUUUAAAGCAUCGCGAAGGAAUUGGCCAAGCUGGCCUUGUAGGAUGUCUGAAUCCCUGAGCUCCUUUGGGAAUAGCUUUGAAAGUCUCCCUGGAGAGCCUGAAAUGUUUCAGGCCUGCAUCGCUGGCUCAAGCAAGGGGAAAAAAACCUAACACUUUUGCAUAAAUUGCUGGUUGUCUUGUAUUGCCAGGAAGCUUGCAGAAAGUCAGGACCAUUAUGUGGGUAGGCUUGAGCAACUCCCAGAUUAUUGCAUCGUGCAAUGCUUGAAAUAAUUUGGCUGGGUCUCUUGCAGCCAUAAAAACAAAGCAUAAACAAGUAACCGCCUUGGAAACUUGGGAUGAGGAGGAAGCAGGCUUUGAUCUUUCAAGUUACUAAAUGGAUAUUGGUCAAAAAUUGGUGUUCUUUGAGUUAAACUGAGGUCUUUGAAUUGCAUAAGCUGAACCUGGCAGUUCUUGGAGAGGAAUUAAAAGUGCUCCAGGGGAAGGGAGUUCACUGGCCACAGGACACCCUGCUCCUCUGCGGAUGCAGCGUUUAGCCUGGCUUUUGUGUGCUGUAAAGCAUCAAGAAACAGUACACAAAGUGUCUGUGGUUAAAAAACGAGACCCAGACUGCUGGUAUGCAGCCAGUGUAGGUGAGCAAGUGCAUCCCAGGGCUCCUCUCCGUGUCUACCUGAAAUAUUCCUAAAGAUAAAAUUACAGUUUGUGGAAAUAAUAAUAAAAACAUAUGUUGUGAUUGGCUUUUGGGUGAGUGAUGUCAUUC
Molecule: messenger RNA, 2026 nt
Organism: Harpia harpyja (harpy eagle)
Lineage: Eukaryota; Metazoa; Chordata; Aves; Accipitriformes; Accipitridae
Product: aquaporin-12-like
Exons: 3
Coding region: 227-1132 (301 amino acids)
Biological process (GO): transmembrane transport
Cellular component (GO): cytoplasm; membrane
Molecular function (GO): channel activity
Source: RefSeq, a predicted model, not a curated record